This is a messenger RNA of Acaulospora colombiana, 866 nucleotides long. The record is from the annotation of a GenBank genome assembly. Lineage: Eukaryota; Fungi; Glomeromycota; Glomeromycetes; Diversisporales; Acaulosporaceae.
CCAUUGGAAGCAUCGUAGCCAUAAUCUUCACACUUAUUGGGAAACGUGGCCUCAUUAAUUGGGUUGUAGCACGAGGGUACGCAUAUAUUGCGGGCGGUGCCGUUGGAAUAUCUUACAAGGUCGAUGGCGAGGAAUAUAUUAAUGCUGGACGUCCUGCGAUCUAUAUAUGUAAUCACCAAUCCGCCGGAGAUCUAUUCGUUAUGGGAAGAAUAUUUCCCAAAAAUUGCGUCGUGAUCAGUAAAUCAUCAUUAAAAUUCGUUCCGAUAAUGGGCACAUUUUGUAAUGCCCUUCGCGCAGUUGACCCAUUUAUCGGUGGCGAACGAGCACGCUGUGGUGGAAGAACUGGUAAUGAAAAUUCCAACUUUGUGGAUAUGUUUGUGGAUGUCGCUGAUUUAUUGGGUGGCGGCGGAGGCAGGGAAGGUGCCGCCGCUGCCGUCGUUGUGCGAGCUGGAGUAGGUGGUGGUGAGGCUUUAGGUGUACGAGACGGCAAUGGCGGUGCGGCAGUGUUACGAUUCGGUGGAGUAAUCGAGUUUAAGCUAGCUGCGGCAGCUUUGCCAAGACUCCUGGGGAGUGUAUUUCUUGUUGGUAAAAUUGGAGGUGAAGGAACGGUCGCAGUCGCACGGUUACCUGUACUUGGAGCCCUUGGGCGCCCACCAGGCAAGGGCGGUGGUACCGCUAAAUCUGAUUACAUAGAAAGUAAAUUAAAUCUCAAACCACCGCGACUCUUUAAUUUUGGAACGCCACCAGCAAAAAGACCUCCAAGACCCAUAGGCAUUGGUGCCUGUGUGGCACCAUUAUUUCUAGCAGAACCAGAACGACUUCGAGACUCCCCACCUGAUGCGCUUGCGGAGGACUUGCCUAUUUAA